UUCUUGAAACUCAAUUACCCGAAUAAACUUCCCCGGUGCCUACAGGCUAUAUACCACAACCAAAAGAUAUUGCGCGAUCGUGUACUGAAGCUAUAUAUUCGACAGUUCGAUUGCGAAGCGUCUUAGCACUACAUACAAUAAACCUCCAUACACACAAACCCUCACGAUGAGUUGGUGGCCAUUCUCAGGCUCAGGCACAGAUGCCAAAGCACAACCAAAAGAUCAACAACCUCUCCCAACAGCGCCGCAACCAAUGCCUCCCACAACGACUACGCAAACACCUCCACCCUCACCCGCACCGCACGAUCCCGACUUCUACGCCGCCCACCCACACCUCGCGCCUCCCUCCUUCUCUACAACCUCAAGCUCCACCACAACCGACAAUGCGCCAGAGCCAGAAUUCGAUCCCUCCCUGCCCCGCACAAUGUCCUGUCGUGCCGCCUUCGACAGCGCCUUCUACUGCUCCAGUCUGGGCGGACAUUUCAAUGACAUAUACCGCCAUGGCCAACUGCGCGCGUGUUCAGAGCACUGGAAUGACUUCUGGUUCUGCAUGCGCACUAAGAAUAGCUAUAGCGGGAGGGACGUCAAGGAGCGCAUGGUCCAGGAUAGGUACAGGGAGAAGGAGAAUAGAUUGAAGGCUGGGCCGAACUCGGAGGAUGUGUGGGUUAAAAGGGGCGUAGGCGAGGAGGUUAGGGGUGCUUUUAGUAUGCGUGCGGAGGAUGGGCGGUAGGGGCGAGGGGUUAAGGGUCUGGGGGACGAGAAGGGUGUUGGACAAGUCCAUGGAGAAUCACUGUAUACCAGAAAUUGGACGAAUGUAAAAUAAUGAAAGCAAGGCGUUGGCAAGGCCAAGUUAUGGCGCAGGAAUCAUGAACUCGGGAUAUUCACGCAAGUCAUCAUG
Cucurbitaria berberidis CBS 394.84 is the source of this 898-nucleotide messenger RNA. RefSeq lists its product as uncharacterized. Lineage: Eukaryota; Fungi; Ascomycota; Dothideomycetes; Pleosporales; Cucurbitariaceae. Bases 167 to 730 code for a protein of 187 amino acids. The record is from RefSeq and is a predicted model, not a curated record. The transcript has a single exon.